Messenger RNA from Brachypodium distachyon (stiff brome), 1168 nucleotides. RefSeq names its product translocator protein homolog. The transcript has a single exon. Lineage: Eukaryota; Viridiplantae; Streptophyta; Magnoliopsida; Poales; Poaceae. Gene Ontology annotation, cellular component: membrane. Bases 407 to 958 code for a protein of 183 amino acids. The record is from RefSeq and is a predicted model, not a curated record.
GUAUACGGUCCUACUCGACGUCGUAUAAACCGGAGGCUACCGUUGUCUCAUCUCCGGGACGAGAGAACCAUCUGAUGAUGAGAAGAGCACACGAGUCUUUCCUACUCCAUUCCUAGUCACCUCCACUCCAGAAGCUCCUUUAAUCCCUCGAUCACCUGGCCGAAAACAAUGGAUAGAUUACUGAGCCACCUCGCCACGUGCCGCCUCCGCCCGCCACCUCCUCUGCACACGUGUCCCGGCGCCCAGCGAACCCCGCGCCUACUUAACCACCUCUCGCCGCGACCGCUUCCUCCUCGUUCCCGAUCACGCGCAGAUCGACUACUGAUCUCCCGUCAAAUCUCAAAAUCUCCGAUCGAGUUAACCAAUCAAUCGAAUCAAGAGUAAAGAGGAAAAGCAUCCGUCGUCCAUGGAUUCCACGGCCGCUGUCCAGGAUCAAGGCCUGACCCGCCGCGCCGGGAGAGACGCGGACACGGCGCCGGCGCCCAGCCGGGACCACCCGAGGAGCGGCAAGCAGAAGCUGGGCCGGGCGAAGCGCGGGCUGCGGUCGCUGGCCGCCGCCGUGACGCUCUCCGCGGCGCUCACGGCCGCCGCCUUCUACUACGCCUCGUCCGGGACGGGUGGGGCGUCGGUGGCGGUGGCGCGGGCCGGGUCGGUGGCGGCGGAGGCGGUGAUGGCGCUGGCGGCGUGGAUGGUGUGGGCCGAGGGCGGGCUCCACCGCCGGCCCGGUGCCACGCUGGCCCCGUUCGCGGCCCAGCUGCUCGCGGCGGCGGCGUGGCCCGCCCUGGCGCUGAAGGUCGGGUCCGGGUGGGCCGGGAUGGGCUGCUGCGGGGCCAUGGCCGCGGGUGCCGCCGCCUGUGUCCGUGGGUUCGGCGCCGUGAACCCCGUCGCCGGUGACCUCGCCAAGCCCUGCGUCGCUUGGGCCGUGCUCCUCGCCGUCAUCAACUACAAGAUGCUCUAGAUGAGACAGAGGGAGAUGCUUUUGACGACGGGUGUUGUGGUGUCAUGGACACGGACACGCGCUGCGUGUUCUUUCGGCGGGCUUGUGUAUCAGUGUAUGUAAACGUGGUUUCUCGUAUCACAAAUACUUUUGUUUUGUUAUAUACACUGUUUACGGUGUGAUAUGUACGUACAAAUAUAUGUGAUCGUGUUGUUUACGUAGUGCUGCUUU